Molecule: messenger RNA, 2249 nt
Organism: Microplitis mediator
Lineage: Eukaryota; Metazoa; Arthropoda; Insecta; Hymenoptera; Braconidae
Exons: 6
Coding region: 499-2082 (527 amino acids)
Source: RefSeq, a predicted model, not a curated record
GUUUCUAGAAGAAAAAACGGUUAUCUGUAAAACAUUUUUAUUGUAAAACACUUAUUAAAUAGAGUACUUCACAUAAAUGUAAAAUAUAUUAUUGAAAAUUCAAAUGGUGCAUAUACAUAGGCAUACUUUACAAUAAGUUCAAGAUAAAUACAUAAGUUAUUAGAUGUGUAAGUGUUUAAAUUGUUUUGGAAGAUGAUUAACGCUGCUUCUCAGUCAAGUUAUGUGUAUAUCUCACCCAUACACAUUGGCGCUACGCGGCAUCUCGGUCUAGCGCUUGUUACACAUACACGCACGUACACAAGCUAGCGAGUCCGGCAGUACGAGAAGGUUCGUUCUUAUUUUGUUUUCCCGCUUUUGAGGUGCAUUCCAUGAUAAGUCUUACCCUUGUCGUGUUAAUAACAAAUGUAAAUUUAUUGUUGUUAAUAAGUAAUUUAAAAAAUACAAUAAGUUUAAGUAUACAUUCGUAAAGUCGUUUCUUUAUUGAUAAAAAUUAUAAAAAUGGACAAAAAAGUCUUUUGUUCUUUGCAAGGGCGUUCAAAAUGUGUAAAGUUUCAACGUGAUCCAAGUGUCUCUGACGUUGCAAUUAUACGAGACAAAAUUCGUGAUAUUUGUGAACGAGAUACGUGUUUAAAAAAGUUUAUUGAAAAUAAAGUUAUUGUUGUACAAAAAAAAGAUAAUGAUGAAGAUGUGUGGAUCGACGUGGAAGAUGAUGACAUUGUAAAAGAUAAAGAGAAGUUGAAUAUUCUUUUACUGCCAACACCUGAGUCUGUACCUGAUGUUUUAGAAGGAAAUGAUGGAAAUUUACCCUAUAAAAUUCUAUAUACAGAACCGUUGAAUGAUUUAGAAUUAGAAAAAUUAAUCGAAAAUGGACAUGAUGAUGCAUCAUCAACUAAAGAAAAUUCUGAGUCGCAAAUCCCACUAGAUAGUAAAGUUAGUCUUGACGAAAAAAAAAUUGAUCAGUCAAAGAAAAUUAUAAGUAUCGUUAAAACCGGACCAGGUUCUAUCAAGAUGCCAGCAAUAUUACCUUCUUUAACUUAUGAUUUGAAAAAAAAAGUUGAAGAUUUGGGAGUUCUAGCAUCACAAAAAGAUUUGAUUUAUCAUUGGGCAUCAUUUUUAUGGGAGACAACUGAUGGACAGCCGAUAAAAAUUGACUACCAAAAUCUUGCUAGCACCAUUGUAUCAGCUUAUCCAUUAUUAAAAGGUGGUCCGAAAGGUUACGAUAUAGUGAGGACUCAAUUAAGUACCUGGGUAAGGAAUCACAGAACCACAUUAAAAAAGCAAGGAAAAAAAAGAAAUGCAGAAGAAAAUAUCAAUCAUGUCUCCAAAACAUCUAAAGUGGAAGUAUCAAAUGAAACAUCUGAGGUUUCUACAUUAAAUGUUAGCCGAGCUUUAUUGGAAUUGGAGAAAAAACAAGGGAAAGAAGGUAAUACGCCUCAUGUCCAACGUCUUAUUAAGUUAACAUUAAAUGAGCGUCUCAAUUGGAUAAAAAAUGAAGCUAAAUCAAUUUUGGAAGUGGUAAAAAAAUAUCCCCAUUUGAAUGAUUGUGAUUCGAUACUCUUCGAAUUUUAUAAUUUAAAAAAUACUACUGAGGAUUCGAUAUUUAAAAACAUACAAUUGAUGUUUUUUCGAUUGAAAAAUUAUUUUCAAGUCAAAGAUGAAGAUGAAAAUUCUGAAAUUGACCUUGUAAUGAAACUGAAUGAUGCUGUGACCAGAAAAGUAAAGAAGGAAGUUAAGCCUUUGUUUACUUUUAAACAAGCACGUUCAUCUACUGAUUGUCUUGUGACUGAAGAGAACGAGUCUCCUCGAGCUAUUAUAUACUCUGAUAAUAAAGAAAUCAGCGCUGCUUUUAUUGUUGCUGAUACCAAUGUCAGAGUUCAAGUUUCCAAUCCUACAGUACCAAAGGUGGUAGCUACUUUAUUAGCAGCUUACUAUGUUUGGGACACGGUAUUUCCUAAACAGUACUCAAAUAUGUUAGAGUACAUCGACAGUGAAGUGUUGGGAACUAUAAUUAAAAAAAAUCAAGUUUUAUUGAAGUUCAUUCGAAAACGAGAAGAAAAAGAAAAAGAAGAAGAAAAUAAAUAAGUAAUGUAUUGGACUUAAUUUUUACUUUGAUAAUUACCAAGCAUUUUAUUUAAUUUUAAUUUAUUGAAAAAAAAAUCUUAAUUUCUUCUUUUAUUAAUGCAAAACUCAAAUUGUUAUGGAAAUAUUUUUUUAGUACGUUACUUCAUUAAAAAUUAAUAAUCUAUAGA